Molecule: messenger RNA, 732 nt
Organism: Dioszegia hungarica
Lineage: Eukaryota; Fungi; Basidiomycota; Tremellomycetes; Tremellales; Bulleribasidiaceae
Product: thioredoxin-like protein
Exons: 3
Coding region: 1-732 (243 amino acids)
Biological process (GO): glutathione metabolic process
Cellular component (GO): mitochondrion; peroxisome
Molecular function (GO): glutathione transferase activity; glutathione peroxidase activity
Source: RefSeq, a predicted model, not a curated record
AUGUCCCUUCAGUCCUCCACGACGAUAGUGUACCGGUCAAUACCUCCCGCCCUUUCGGACCGAAUCACACUCGAGGUAUACUAUGGCGUCUCUUCCCCAUGGGCUCUGCUCGGCGCACCGAGAGUCGAAGCGAUAGCGCAGCGGUACGGCCUCAGAGUUCAUCUCAAGCCGAUUGUGGUGGUCGAGGAGAAUGGAGGGAUACGUCUCAAAUCUCGACAUGAGGCACGACAAGCUUAUCAUGCGUUAGACCUGUACCGCACCGCCAAGCUCCUGGGUGUCCCCAUGAAGCCCUCCCCAAAGUACUAUCCUCAAGCGCCCGGCACCAUCGAGCUAGCUGGUCAAGCCAUCAUACGGGUACAGAGGCGUCAUGGAGUGGGGUCCGAGGAGGCGCUAAGGUUCUCAUACGAGAUUCAGCGGUGUAUCUGGGUGACGGAGGAAGGGGAUCAUACGGAUGUGGAGGUGCUGCGAGGGAUUGCCCGGCGGUGUGGACUAUCGGAAGAGGCAGUGGAGCAAGACGUCGUGGAUCGGAGAGGAGACGAGAUGGAUGCUGGAGUGCAGGAGUGGAAGCGCAACCAUGAAGAGGCGGUACAGCUGGGUAUCUUUGGGACGCCCAACUAUGUCGUGAACGGCGAGAUCUUCUGGGGACAAGACAGGCUGGACUACGUCGAGAUGCGCGCCAAGGAGCUGAUUGAGGCGGGAGCGCGACCGACUCAGUAUGGCAGCGGGGCAUAA